AUGUCAAAACGCACUCAACCCAGUUGGGAACCACUUCGAGAAUCAGAAAAAGGAGUUUUAAAACUAUAUAACAGCUUUACAAGACAGAAGGAAAUUUUUAUUCCUAAUGUUGGAAAUCGAGUUUUAUGGUACAGUUGCGGUCCUACAGUGUAUGAUGCAUCCCAUAUGGGCCAUGCCAGGACAUAUAUAUCGUUUGAUAUUUUGCGCAGAGUGUUAACUGAGUAUUUUGGGUAUGAUGUUCAGUAUGUUAUGAAUAUAACAGACAUAGAUGAUAAAAUCAUAAGAAAAGCUAGACAAGAAUACCUGUUUACUGAAUAUACUACUUCUUCUUCAAAAUCAGUAGAAGAAAUUUUAACAGAUGCAAAAUCAGUUUUAAAGUGGGCGGUUGAUCAAGAAAAAAAUAUUAAUGAUCCGGAUAAAAAAACUAUGUUUGCAAAGAUGGUUCAAAAGUUAGAGGCAGCCAUCAAAGUUCUAGAAAAUUCAACUAAUGCAAAAGAAGGAAUAAAUGUCAAAGAUAAACUUAAAGUUUUCUUUCUGGAUGGCAAAGAUCUUAUUUCAAAUUGGCUAGAUCAAAUUAAAGGACAUGAUGUGUCGGAUCAUUCAAUAUUUUCAUCAUUAUCAAAAUUUUGGGAAUCUGCGUUUCAUAAAGAUAUGAGUGAUUUAAAUGUUCUCCCGCCAGAUGUUUUGACUCGAGUUAGUGAAUACAUACCUGAAGUUAUUGAAUAUAUAAAAAAAAUUAUCGAUAACGGAUUUGCUUACCAUUCAAAUGGUUCUGUGUAUUUUGAUGUCGCUAAUUUUGAUACAAACAAAAAACAUUUUUAUGCAAAAUUAGUGCCAGAAGCAUAUGGGGAUUCUAAAUCCCUUCAAGAAGGAGAAGGAGAUUUAAGUUCCACCGAUGAAAGAACCAGUGAAAAAAAAUCAAUUAAUGAUUUUGCCUUAUGGAAAAAUUCAAAAUCUGGAGAACCAUGGUGGGAAUCUCCAUGGGGACGUGGAAGGCCAGGUUGGCAUAUUGAAUGCUCGGUUAUGGCAUCAGCGAUAUGUGGUUCUAACAUAGAUAUUCACACUGGUGGGGUUGAUUUAAAAUUUCCACAUCACGAUAAUGAAAUCGCUCAGGCUGAGGCUUAUUUCGGUAGUAAUAAUUGGAUCAAUUAUUUCCUUCACUCAGGCCAUUUGACCAUUUCAGGUUGUAAAAUAUGCAUAAAGAAAAAUUCUGCUAGGCAAUUGAGGAUUGCAUUUCUUUUGCAUUCGUGGAAAGACACAUUAGAUUAUAGUCCUAAAACGAUGGAAAUGUCUGUGCAAUAUGAAAAAUUAUUAAAUGAAUUUUUUUUGAAUGUGAAAGACUUAUUGAGGCAUUUUUCAAAAGAAAACGAAUGCGAUUUUUUUGUCAAAUGGUCUGAUUCAGAGCUAGAAUUAAAUAGUAAAUUUGAAAAUUCAAAAUGUCGAAUUCAUUCGGCCUUGUGCGAUAACAUAGAUACAAAAACAGUUUUAGAUAUUGUCAGGGAUACUAUAGGAUAUACGAACGUGUAUUUAAGAGAUGUCAAAUCUCCUAAUAUGGUUUUAAUACAAAAUAUUGCCCAGUACCUUACAAAAAUUUUCUCUAUAUUCGGAGUUAUAGAUUUUAAAAAUUCAAUUGGUUUCAGUAGUAGUAAAGGAGAAAAUGUCUCGGCUAGUAACGAUGAGGUUAUAAUGCCUUAUUUAAAUAUUUUAUCGGAGUUCAGAGACUGCGUUAGAAAAGAAGCAAAAAUUUUAAAAUCGACAACCAUUCUUCAGGAGUGUGAUAAAUUAAGGGAUGAUAUUUUACCCAAUGUCGGAGUACGUUUAGAAGAUAUAGAAGGUCGAUCAUCUGCCGUGAAAUUAGUUGAUAAGGAAAUUUUAUUGAAAGAAAAAGAAGCGAAGGAAAAAUUAGAAGCAGCGAAAAAACUCGAAAAGGAAAAAAGAAAAGCCGAACAAUCUGCUGCGCAAGCUCAAAAGGAGUCACAGCGAAAAAUACCACCCAACGAAAUGUUUAAAUUGGAAACGGAUAAAUAUUCUAAAUUUGACGAAAACGGUUUACCGACUCAUGACGUAAACGGAGUCGAAUUGAGCAAAGGAGCAAUUAAAAAACUUGCAAAAUUGCAAAGUUUACAAAAAAAGAAAUACGAAGAAUAUUUAGCAUCUAUUGGAAAUUCUACUCAAAAUACUUCGUGA
This is a messenger RNA of Pediculus humanus corporis (human body louse), 2187 nucleotides long. Its product is annotated as Cysteinyl-tRNA synthetase, putative. Gene Ontology annotation, molecular function: cysteine-tRNA ligase activity; ATP binding. The transcript has 11 exons. Gene Ontology annotation, cellular component: cytoplasm. The record is from RefSeq and is a predicted model, not a curated record. The coding region runs from base 1 to 2187 and encodes 728 amino acids. Gene Ontology annotation, biological process: cysteinyl-tRNA aminoacylation. NCBI's taxonomy places the organism in Eukaryota, Metazoa, Arthropoda, Insecta, Psocodea, Pediculidae.